Messenger RNA from Vicugna pacos (alpaca), 561 nucleotides. NCBI's taxonomy places the organism in Eukaryota, Metazoa, Chordata, Mammalia, Artiodactyla, Camelidae. The record is from RefSeq and is a predicted model, not a curated record.
AUGACUGCUCGCGCCCCGCCCACACGCCCGUCCCGCUGCGGCGCCUGCGCAUGCCGGGCCUUUUUACGACGCCGUAAAGCAGCUCGGCCGAAUCGCCGGCCGCAGUUCCCGCUGCAGGCGCGCCUGGCCGCGCUGGGCCGCCAGGUGGGCGCCCGCGUCCUGGACGCGCUGGUGGCUCGAGAAAAGGGUGCCCGGCGCGAAACCAAGGUGCUGGGCGCGCUGCUGUUCGUUAAGGGCGCCGUGUGGAAGGCGCUCUUCGGCAAGGAGGCCGACAAGCUGGAGCAGGCCAACGACGACGCGCGCACCUUCUACAUCAUCGAGCGGGAGCCGCUCAUCAACACCUACAUCUCGGUGCCCAAGGAGAACAGCACGCUCAACUGCGCCAGCUUCACGGCGGGCAUCGUGGAGGCGGUGCUCACGCACAGCGGCUUCCCCGCCAAGGUCACGGCGCACUGGCACAAGGGCACUACGCUCAUGAUCAAGUUCGAGGAGGCGGUCAUCGCCCGAGACCGGGCCCUGGAGGGCCGCUGACCCCGCGGAGAUAAAGGAUGCUGAGCCGCC